AUGGAGCAAGCCAUCAAGCCAUUUGUUUACAAGCCAGAGUAUCCAGUCGUCAUAUGUACAACGUGCAAGUUUGCCGUCGUUAGUAACGAGGUCGCAACCCAUUUAAAGACCCGCCAUUCGAUCAUUUCCAUUACCGACCGGGCCAAAAUCAUACAUGCCGUUUCAAGUUUACCCGAUAUCAUUAAAAGCCAAGCCGAGUUAAAGUCAUUGCGUUACCCACAACCCACAGACGAGCCGGUUCCAUAUAUCACACCGCCGAGGCAUGAUGGAUUACGGUGCCAGCCGUGUGGAUAUGUUUGUUGUAGUUUGUUUGGGAUGCAGAAACAUUGCCGGGAUACCCAUGGUUGGGAGAACGAUUGGAAGAAGGGUUAG
Molecule: messenger RNA, 372 nt
Organism: Colletotrichum truncatum
Lineage: Eukaryota; Fungi; Ascomycota; Sordariomycetes; Glomerellales; Glomerellaceae
Source: RefSeq, a predicted model, not a curated record